GUUUCCCCUCUCCCAUUUCCCUUGUUUCUCCAAAAACUCAAAAAACCCAUAUUUUAUGCACCCGUGCGUGCUCUCUGUUCCAGUAAUGAUUGCUACUAUUAUCGUUUGAUUUUGCCCCUUUUCACGUUUACAGCGUAAUCUGCUUCAACAUCAUUGAUAAUCCGUAUAAAUAAUUGGGCUCAUUUUGAGAAAAACCCCAGCUUUAUUGUGCCCAUUUGCAAAUCCUGGCCUGCUUCAAUGCAAGCCCUUGAUCUCCCAUGUAACCCUUCUCUUGACCCCGAUCCCUCCGCCCUGCCGGAGCAUUACUCGCCGAUCCACUCCCCGGACCUCGAAAACAACACCCAGGGUAAGAAGAGUGUCAAGGUGAAUUAUGUCAAGUCUGCCCAUGAUAAUAAUGGUAAUAGUAAUGUAGUAGUAACUAGGAGGGAGAGGCCGUCGAGGGCAUGUACGCAAAGGGCGGCAGCCAAGCUGCAGGCUGCAGCUGAGGCGGAGGCAGAGAGGAAGAGGAAAAAGAAGAGGAGGGAGAAAUUAACUGCGAGCUUGUUGAAGAAUGAGUCCGAGGAGGAUGGUUAUAGGGAUAGUGAUGAGGAGGAGAACGGAGAGGAGGAUGGCUCUACUUCACCGCCACAGUUGCAGACUAGUAGGGCAAUUACGCCACUGCUCGGAGAGCCAGAGGCCUCGCAGCUGCCUCGGUGGAACACACGCUCCAUGUGGCAGUUGGCUUCUAUUCUCAAUUUUUUGAAUGUAUUUAGGCCUCUAUUGAAUGUUAAAAUGGAGUUUUCAGCGGAGGAGUUUGAGACGGCCUUGAUUAUUCCGAAUAAUACUUUGGCUGAGAUACACAUGCCACUGUUAAAGGCCAUUCCUCCUGUUACCAGAAUGGCACUUAAUCAUUCUACUUGGAUUACCGUUUUAUGUAGAAAGCUGAGGGAUUGGUGGCACUGGGUUGCAGAAGGAGAUCUACCUAUUGUUGCAUCACAUGGGACCGAAGUUGAGGCAUACAAUACACUUGAUCCUGGGAUACGAGUGGUUAUUUUAAAGGCAUUAUGCGAUAUUCGGGUUGAGCAAGAAGAUAUACGGAACCAUAUAGAUGACUCAUUAAAACAUGGUGUUCAGCUCUCAACAUUUCGCAAAGAACGCCUAGGGGGUAAUUCUUAUGGAGUCUCAUAUUGGUACGAAGAUGAUCCCAUAAUUGGCCAUCGGCUAUACAGAGAGAUUAGAAAUGUUGAGGUGAAAAAAGGACGUGGAAAGAAUAUUCCACCUAUUCCCCAUUCAUCAUAUCAAUGGGAAGCAGUCGCUACUAAUUUAGAUGAAUUCCUGAAUGUUUCAGAGAAGCUCUUUUCAAGUAAAAAUAGAACUGAGGUCUCUGUUGGGAAAAAAUUGAAAAAUUACAUGCUUCCUGAAAUUGAGAAGGUCCACAAGAGGAAGGAGAAACUGUUAAAGAAGCAACAUAGACAAGCACUUAUGCUUGAUAACAUGAUUAACAUGGAUGCCAUUGCUGCCGGACGCUCUCUCCGUGAUAGAAAACCUGUGACUUAUACUUUCAACGAUUAUGAUCACUCAAUAAAUGAAGCUAUAAAGGUCACCAAACAGAACAAACAAUCUCCCGAACAUUUUGAUGGAGGAGAUCCUCCCAUGAAACAUGAACUGUCUAGAAAUGGUAGAUUGGAUGUCACAUCACAACACUCUCAAAACCUCACUUUCAGUGCUGUUUCUCCUAAUUCUCCUUAUGAAGAUGAUGAUGAUGACGACGAUGAUGAUGAUGGAGAGUUUUAUGAAGAUCACAAAACUGAAACAUUGGACCGGAGUGAUCGCCAGAAGCAAAGGCCUGAACGUUAUUCAGUGAAAGACUAUGUAGAAGCAGUCUCAGAUAUUGAGGCUGAUUUUGACAGUGAUGAUGACAUAGUUGGUGAAGUGGUUUAUGAUGAUGAAUAUCUUAAAAGACGGAAGCGAAGGAAGAUGUCAAGUAGCUCUGAAGGCGAUGAGGAGUACCACUGGGACGAAGAAAAUCAUGAAGAGGAGGAAGAGGAAGAAGAAGAUGAUAUAUUGAGUUCCAGUGAGGAUAGUGAUGUGCCACGCCAUACGAAAGCAUUGCCAGGCCGAACUAGGAGAGAAACAAAACUUAGGUCAGUUGGUGACCUAAAGUCAGGUCUCAGGCGAAGUAAAAGGGCCACCAGAAAUCGCAUUAACUAUAAACAAUAUGAGAUGUCUGAAUCUGACAAUGAUCAAACAAAACCUGAGAAAUCAAAUGUGCCAAACGAGCCCUCAUACUCAAGUGGUGGCGCAGAGUUCUCAACCGGUAUGCAAGAUUCUGAAGAGAAAAUCAGUAACCAGGAGGAUGUCCAUGCUGAUCAGCUUAUUGAGAUGCAGCAACCCGAGGUGGUCGAGGAAAAGCCACCCAUUCCACCAGAACAAGAGAACCACGGAGAUGACGAUGUUGAAAUGGUGAGCCAAAGAGGUUUUCUUGAUCUAAACGAACUUGCUCCGGGUUCUGGUUGUGAUGAUGGUCCCAACUCAGUGAAAGAUGACGACAGAGAUGGCUUUUGAACAUCCAUUCUACCAAAAUGUGAGGAGUUACAAGUUUUACCCUGGUGAAGCUGAUGCUUUCUGAUUGAUAAUAUCUACAUUUGUGGCAACCCAUGCCGACUAUUAGAGAGUUCUCACUCGCCAAAACUCAACUGAUGUCCCUCGUGCAGUUUAUUUAUCUUUUCCUGCUGGGAGUUGCUUUUUGCUGAGAAGAUGGUGUAGACUAAGUCAGUUCUACAGUAUGUUUUACAUUUAAGAAAGAAAAAAGCAGGAUGUGAUAUGGAUGGGAAACUCUGUUGGGAGUUCUUACUCCUCUGAUGAGAUGUUGUACAAUAACUUAACUAAUAUUUGCAACAAAAGAAUCACCUUUUAUUA
Messenger RNA from Salvia hispanica, 2898 nucleotides. Its product is annotated as DDT domain-containing protein DDR4-like. Gene Ontology annotation, cellular component: RSF complex. The record is from RefSeq and is a predicted model, not a curated record. Gene Ontology annotation, biological process: regulation of DNA-templated transcription. NCBI's taxonomy places the organism in Eukaryota, Viridiplantae, Streptophyta, Magnoliopsida, Lamiales, Lamiaceae.